AUGACCAAACAAUGUAUUUGUCAAAUCUGUACAUGUGGUAAACAUCGUUGUCCACAUCGUCCUUAUGGUGUCGUCGGUAAAGGUGAUCAAGCAUGUGCUGUGACUGAAUAUCGUUCCGAAUUCGUACCACGUGAAGGUGCUGCACGGGAAUCAUUUAAGCCUGAUUAUACCUUACAAACAAAUACAGCACCACUGGAUGAUGAAACAACGCACAAACAUGAUUACAUCAAACAUACAAUGGAGAAACCACGUUCGUUCAAACCAGAAGAAGUUUAUGUUCCACGAGGUGACUUCGAUGCUUUGACAAGUUAUAAUAAAGAAUAUACACCUAAGGGUGGUGAACCAGCAAAAAUGAUCAAGCACCAUGCACAAAAAAUUGUUUCUGCACCAUUUGAAGGUGAUCCAACAUAUAAAGCUGAUUAUCGUAAAUGGGAAGCUGCUCGAACAGAACCUAUUCGUCAUGAUGGUGGAUACGUUGCUUCAGCUGAUCCGUUCAAAGGUGAAAGUACUUACACAACAGAUUACUUAAAACAUCAAGCAGCUAUGCGGCAAGCUAUCCGACCUGAUCAUGCAGUUAUGCAAUCACAAGAACCGUUCGAUGAUCGCACCGGAUAUCGAACAGAUUACAUUCAUCAUCCACAACAGGAACGUUUUCAACGUGCAAGAGAGGAAUAUAUGCCCAAUAAAGCCAGUUUAGAUUCGUUAACAACGCAUAAGAAAGAUUUCACACCAAAAGAAGCACUCCCAGCACGAUCAAUGAAACCAGACAAUCAAGGUUAUGCGUCGAAUGCUCGUUUCGAAGAUUCAACAACAAAUAAAACAGAUUUCAAACGAUGGGAAGUUCAACCAAUUCAAACACAUAAACCAGAAGAAUAUCGACCAAAACCAGGUGAUAUGGAUAUGAAUACAAUGUACAAUUCGGAAUUUACACCAAAACCACUGGCAAAAGUUAAUGCUGUCAAGCCAGUUGAACGACGCGCUAUUGAUGCUAAAUUUGAUGGUAGCACAACGUACGGUGGUGAUUUUCGUAAAUGGCCUGGAGGACGACCACCGGCAAUUCGAGCACAAUCUGGCUAUGCACCACCAAACAUGCCAUUCGAAGGGAUGUCUACAUAUAAAGGACAUUAUAUUCCUCAUCCUGGCGGCCCACAACCAUCCUUCAAACCAACAGGAGCUGCUUAUCAAUCAUCAGCACCAUUCGAUGAUGCUACCAUGUAUAGAACAGAAUAUACAGCUAAAGAAAUUGAACCAUGCCCAGCUGCACUUCUUGAAACACCAAGAAGCAAUUUCACACAUCAUCAUACUGAACCAACUGGACACAAAUUUUAUGAAUCCCAACAACAAGCAGCAAUGGCAUACUAUCAACAGCAACAACAACAGCAGCAAGUUACAGCUUAA
Messenger RNA from Adineta ricciae, 1398 nucleotides. The record is from the annotation of a GenBank genome assembly. Lineage: Eukaryota; Metazoa; Rotifera; Eurotatoria; Adinetida; Adinetidae.